Westerdykella ornata is the source of this 780-nucleotide messenger RNA. RefSeq lists its product as uncharacterized. The record is from RefSeq and is a predicted model, not a curated record. The transcript has a single exon. Lineage: Eukaryota; Fungi; Ascomycota; Dothideomycetes; Pleosporales; Sporormiaceae. The coding region runs from base 1 to 459 and encodes 152 amino acids.
AUGGGCUGGUUCACGCGCUCCCGCUCCGACUCGUCCCCCUCCCGCCGUUACGCCCGCUCCUCCGCCGGCAGCGUCUUCUCCUCGUCCUCCUCCCGACAUCACAGCUCCACAUCGCGCUACAAGCGCAGCCCGCGAGAAGGCUACAUCCAGUAUUUAUACCAGAAACUGCGGCACCUGCUGCGGAAACUGUGGCGGUAUUGUCGGGCGCACCCCUUCAAGGUGUUCUUCAUGGUCAUCAUGCCGCUGAUUAGUGGCGGCAUGUUGCAUAAGGUUGCGAAGAGGUUUGGGGUGGAUUUGCCGGGGGGAGGAGCGGGGAAGAGGGUUGGCGGAGGGGGUGGAGGGUAUUAUGGAAGUGAGGGGUAUGGGAGGGAGGAAGGGGAGGGGGGAGGGUUGGAGAAGUUGGCGAGUGGGAUUGGGGGGUUGGCGAGUGUGGCUAAGAUGGCGCAGGCGUUUAUGUAGGGGUGGGGGAUGUCUAGGAGGGCUUUGGGAUGGGGACGAGGAGUGAUGCGGGUUUGCAUGGAAGAAGUAUAUGGAUAUGUUCUGGAAGUGCGAGAGGAUACGCUUGGGAAGGAGGGGAUGAUGACGUGUUGGUUGAUAUCCGCUACUGGAUUCUAUGUUUAUGACUGGGCGGCCAUGAGAUAUGGUUUGAGUUUCCUAGAUGUUCCGUUUCGCAAGAUACAAGUCAUGGUUUUGACUUUAUUUUCGCGAGAUGUUGCUUUUUAAGUAAAUGACUUAACCAAGACUUAACCAAGUAUGUGAUUGAUCAUAUUUACAGGACGC